UAUGCCACAACUGAAUGAGCAUCAUUUAUAACUUUGCCAUAAGGACAAUGGUGUUUGUAAUUUGCUUAUAGAUAUCCAUAAGCUCAAAACAAAUAUAAUCAUGAAUGUUAAUCUAUAUUGGGAACAUAAUGUAAAGUGUGAAUUUUGUGAAGCAGCAUUUGACAAUCAAGAUACACUGAAACAACAUCUGAGGCUUCAUUCCCGACGAAAACCAUAUAAAUGUGAUGAUUGUGGAGCAAAAUUUUCAUACAAUAGUACACUUGAGUGGCACAAAAGGAGUCACACUGGGGAGAUGCCAUUUAAGUGUGAUGAAUGUGGUGCUCAGUUUCUACAAAACAGCAUGUUAGUCUGGCAUAUGAGGAAACACAGAAUGGGAGAGAGUUCACAGAAUUCUGCACUUGUUGUGAAUAUGACAAAUAUUUACCAUCAACAGGGUGUCCAUAACUUUCCCAAUAUAUUAAAUUUACCAAACUUGGUGAAUGCAGUAAGCACUGUGCCCACUAACAUUGUGGCCACAUGCUCCACAGGACCCACAACUAGCAUUGCACCACCAUCAAAUCAUCAUAUGGUUAAUUCUGUUUCUUCCUAUCCUAUUGCUGCUACAGGCUCUUCUCAGCCUUCAUUGUUAACAGAUUUGUCAGGUAAAAGAAAACCUGUAGAAGAUGCAACUUACAGAUGUGAUAUAUGUGGUACUAUGUUAAUGCACAGUUCUGAUUUAAAAGCUCAUAUGGAUACCAAACACAACAUGGGUGAAAAUAAUCCUUUUUACCUUCUUGCUAGGCAACAACAAGCAAAUGGUGAGCUUGCACCAAGAAAAAAAAUCAUAUUAGAAAAACCUUUUAAAUGUGAUCUUUGUGGUGCUGGUUUCAACACUGAAGGUCAUCUGAAAAGUCAUCGGCAAAAGCAUACUAUAGAGCGGCCAUAUAAAUGUGAAAAAUGCGGUCUAACAUUUUCUGAUCGAGCUAUUUUAGAGUCACAUGAACGGAGACAUCAAGCAGAAAGACCAUACAAAUGUGAUCGCUGUGGAGCAGCUUUUUUCAGAGAGACUCACUUGCAAAGACAUACCAAAAGGCACACAGGAGAGCUUGUGUAGUAGAUAUAGUUUGUGAGUGUACAUAAUUAUUAUUGUUCAUUAAAAAUAAUAAUUAUUCCAAAACUGUAAAAUUAAUAUAUUAGUUCAUGUCAUAUAUAAUGUUCUAUUUUUCCAGUGCUUCUAUUUUAUAGGUGCUUUUCAGCUCCUGAAAGUUUUUGUAUUCUUUAGCAUAUUAUCUCAUUAACUAAACUGACUACAGUCAGUCAGACAGUAAAACAGAGAGAGAAUGAGUGAGUUAAGUGACAUUUAUAAUUCACGGUUGCAAUCCUGAAAACUGUGCUAUCCAUGAUUUUAACAACCCAUGGACUGAAGAACAUAUGGGAAAAACAGGGUUGUAUUCCUCAGACCUCAUUGAGAGCCAUAAGAAAAUUUUUUAAUGUCUUAACCCUUUGACUGUUGCAACCCCAAAUCCUGAAGUGUCUCCUGGUGUUGCAAAAUAUUUGAAAAAAUAAAAAAUCUAAUGAAAUGAAAGAGAAUCUUUUCCCAAUGAUAAUGACACCAAAAGUACGAAAUUUGAUGGAAAACUUAUGGAAUUACGCUCUCGCGAAAUUAGCGACCUUGGCGACACUUACGCAUGCGAUUUUGCCCACUUUGAGCCCUAUUUUCGGCCAAUUCCAUUGUUCCAGUCAACUAAACUCAUAGUUAGUUCUUUAGAACUCCAUUUGUUCUACCGAUUGAGUACAAGAAACCACCCAUUUACUGAUUUCAACUUCCCAAUAAAGUGGUCAGAAAUUGGUAAUUGGCCAAUUUCAUGCAAAUUAAAAAAAUAUGUCAAUUUCAAAAUAGGGUCCAGAAUGAACAAUGCAGACAUUCCUGGCACUAAAAUAACACUUUCUCUGUUCAUCAGUCACGUCUCCAGGCCCCUGUUAUAAUACUCUUGCUUUCAAUUUUGAAUUUUUAUUCACACAAAAAAUAGAAGAUUUACUGUUAUGCAGACUACUAUAAUAUUGUAAUAAUUGUAUAAAUAAUGUCAACCCAUUCGUGACUGCGUAUUAGAAUGGCUAGUAGGACAUUUAUUGGACAACGACAUCAUUUGUUUACUCUUGAACUUGGCAAAAAUCAAACAUUUCUGCUACUUUGAGCUCCAUUUCAAGAUCCUUUUCAUAGUAAAACUAAUAAAAAUCACUUCUAUUUCUAUAAUAUGUUUUCCAUUCUAUGAAAUGAGUCCUAGAAAACAAGAAUACAACCAUAAACACUACAAAAAUACACCUCAAAGUCGGCGUUUUAAUCCAAAAACACAGUCGGAGUUUUUUUUUCUCAUUAUGCACUGCGUGCUGCAGGAUUUUUUUUAUACUGUGUACACUGACCACACAGACCCAUUCUCUCAUAUGUGGGCCUACCAGUUUUUCCUGCUUGAUUUGAAGCUGCUAGAAUUUUUGAGAGUGUAUAUGUCAAACACAUUGGCUCGUAAGAUGUAUAUAUACGACUGAAACAGUCAGAGGGUUAAAAUAAUAGUGUUUCUUGCAUAUCAUUGUCACUGAUGAUGCUGUGAAAUACCUGAACUAUAGUGAGGUUCAGACAAUUAAAAGAAAGAGUAUAUUUAUAAAACAUGGUUACAUUAAUACUGUACAUUAUUUGUUACUUACCUUCAAGUUGAGCUUGGGCUGUUUAACAUUUUGAAGUGAGUGGAAAGACUGGCUGUAACUGUACUUGGCCAAUGUUGAAAGUUAGGGAUCUUGUGAUGUUGAAGACUAGGAAUUGUGAUGUUGAAGAUUAGGACUCAUGUGAUGCUGAAGAUUAGGGCUCUUGUGAUGUUGAAGGUCGGGGAAUCUUGUGAUGAUGCAGCUUUAUCAGUUGAUUGUUACAGUGAAGUCCUCAGGUACUCAGUCAUACUGCUGGUUUGUUUUACCCUGAAGUUCUUUAUACAGCAGAUGAUAAGGCCCAGGCACAUGCUCCAGAGCAUGCUUUAAGAUGAGUCAUGGUCCUUUUCAGUAAAGGUUGCGGCUUUACCAUUAGUGUGCAGUGACUGAUUUAUCUCUUAAAUUUAAAUUAUUUAUUUGAGCUACAAUUACAGUAGUUGUACAUUCAAAAUGAUUUAAUUUUGAGUUUGAUCUUAUUAUAAUACAUAUAUAGCUUGACUCACGAAAUUAUGACACGAUUGCAAACAAACCAUACCACGGGCGAGGAUACAAUACAUGUAUAAGGUUCAGAAGAAAGUCACUAAUUAUGUAAUUAUUGGGCAAACUAAUUAUAAGGCUUGCAUACUGUUUGUAUUUUAGACCUAGAACAAAAUUUAAAUCAGUAGAGCUUGGGUAAUUUAUUACAGUCAAGUACAAUGAGACUGGUUGUAAAUGAAGCAUUGGUUGAUUACAAAUAAAUUACAUUGAAAUUACAUUGGUUCAAUAACCAGCAUAUUAUGGAGUGGUUGAAUUGGGGUGUUGAAAUCAAAGCAUGAAAAUAUACAGUCAAUGGAUUUAAAAUUUAUGUGAGAUUUAAUAGAUGCUUUUUAACAAUAUUAGUAGUGUGGAAUGUUAUGUAUUUUUCUUAAAUUACUAUUCCUUGCUUAAAUUUUAUCCAAUAAAUACUAUCUGUUCAUGUUGCAACCCCAUUUUUUAAAUACUUAUAAUUACUAUUACUUGCUAAAAAUUUUUUUUAAUACCAUAUUUACUAUCAGUCCAUUCUACUUUUGUACAUUUUUUACAGAUUAUUAAUUACCAUUACUUGUUAAAAA
Messenger RNA from Cherax quadricarinatus, 3764 nucleotides. NCBI's taxonomy places the organism in Eukaryota, Metazoa, Arthropoda, Malacostraca, Decapoda, Parastacidae. The record is from RefSeq and is a predicted model, not a curated record.